Molecule: messenger RNA, 2866 nt
Organism: Filobasidium floriforme
Lineage: Eukaryota; Fungi; Basidiomycota; Tremellomycetes; Filobasidiales; Filobasidiaceae
Product: putative ATPase
Exons: 9
Coding region: 270-2717 (815 amino acids)
Biological process (GO): protein-containing complex assembly; mitochondrial protein processing
Cellular component (GO): membrane; m-AAA complex
Molecular function (GO): ATP binding; ATP-dependent peptidase activity; zinc ion binding
Source: RefSeq, a predicted model, not a curated record
AGCUAAGGGGGAAUCGAUCUUGAGACAACUAUAUCAUACAUCAUACAAUCAUUGGCAUCGCACAAAAGGAGGCGAAUACCAAACAUCAUCUUCGCCACUUACAUUAAUACGACAUCGAAGUAGAUCAGCAUCUCCAGCCGUCCAGUACCUCGAAUCGGAUCGAGCUAUCGUCCUUCGCCGCCGUCGAUCAAGAUCGAGGCUAUACCCAGAUCGAUACCUCGAAUCGACAUCGCACAUUACAAUAAGGCAUCGUCCAACAUUCCUCUACGAUGCUCCGAACAAUCCUACGUCGAACGACCCGCCUCGCCACCCCUCAACUCGCCCGGCCUCUCUCUUCCUUACCACCCUCCGCCUCUUCGCACCUCGCUCUAGCUAAACCUAAAGCUCUCAAUGGCCUGUUCUCCGAUCAAAAGAACUCGGGCAGUACCGACUCGGACCUGCCUCCGACUCCCAACCCGACCGGCCUAGGUGGAGGCGAUCUGCAUCCACCUUCGAUCCCGGGAGGUGGACCAGGCGGACCGGAUCUCAAAGUACCCAGUCCUACGGGGACCAGCGCUGGUCCUUCAGCUCCUCCAGCUCCUACCCCAGCUCCAGGGUCUGGAUCGGCACCCGAGGAACCCGCAUGGGAGGGCAAGAAGGAAGACUCCCAGAGCCUCAAAGAACGACGGAAAAAGCUGUCCGAGACGACGGGUGGCAUGCCAGGUGGAAUGAGUCCCAACCAGGUCAUGUUCUUGGUCGUCGGCUCGUACAUCUUGUACUCGCUCACGCAGCCCAACGGCGGAGGAUCGAGCAGGGAGAUCACUUGGCAGGAAUUCCGCAACUCGCUGCUCGCACGAGGUCUCGUUUCGUCGCUCGAGGUCGUCAACCGAACCAAGGUUCGAGUUCAUCUGCACACUCCCGUACCUACUAGCAACAACAUCGACGCACCCAUGCCCGGGUCGGGCGGCCAAUCAUUGCCUUCGCCUCCUCACGGACCGGCACCUUACACCUUUACUAUCGGCUCGGUCGAGGCGUUCGAAUCGCUCCUCUUGCAAUCGCAAGACGAGCUCGGAAUCCCGCCCGAGGAGAGGAUCCCCGUGUCUUACCGCGAAGAGAUUUCCACCAUGCAGACCAUCUUGCAUUUCGCUCCGACCUUGUUGAUUGGAGGUUUGAUCCUGUGGAUGGCUCGACGAGGCGCUUCCGGGGCUGGUGGACCUGGAGGUGGGAUCUUUGGCGUGGGCAAGUCCAAGGCCAAGAUGUUCAACAAGGAGGACGAGAUCAGCAUGAGGUUCAGGGACGUUGCCGGGAUGGACGAGGCCAAGGAGGAGAUCAUGGAGUUUGUCAAGUUCUUGAAGGAACCGGCCAAGUACGAAAAGCUCGGAGCCAAGAUCCCUCGAGGUGCGAUCCUCUCGGGACCUCCCGGAACGGGAAAGACCUUGCUCGCCAAGGCCACGGCGGGGGAGGCUCAGGUGCCCUUCCUUUCGGUCUCUGGAUCCGAAUUCGUCGAAAUGUUCGUCGGUGUCGGUCCCUCCCGAGUACGUGACCUGUUUGCCAAUGCCAAGAAGCACGCUCCGUGCAUCAUCUUUGUCGACGAGAUCGAUGCCAUCGGAAAGUCCCGUGGCAAAGGCGGUGGGUUUGGGGGCAACGACGAGCGAGAGAGCACGUUGAACCAGUUGUUGGUCGAGAUGGACGGAUUUGGAACCAAAGAACACGUCGUCGUCCUCGCCGGUACAAACCGACCGGACGUGCUCGACCCGGCCUUGAUGCGACCGGGGAGAUUUGACAGGCACAUUGCCAUCGAUCGACCGGACAUUUCGGGCAGACAACAGAUUUUCAAAGUUCAUCUCGGUCCCCUGACGCUGAAUGUGCACUUGCCCAUGGAGAGGAUCGCUGAAAAGCUCGCCCUGCUCACUCCCGGGUUCUCGGGUGCCGACAUCGCCAACGUCUGUAACGAGGCCGCCUUGAGAGCCGCUCGACGUGGGGGAGACGAUGUCACCGAGGCCGAUUUCGACGGAGCGAUCGAGCGUGUCAUCGCCGGGUUGGAGCGCAAGUCGAGGGUGCUCGGACAAGAGGAAAAGACGACGGUCGCUUAUCACGAGGCUGGACACGCCGUCUGUGGUUGGUUCUUGGAACACGCCGAUCCGUUGCUCAAGGUCUCGAUCAUUCCUCGAGGCGUCGGUGCGCUCGGAUACGCGCAGUACCUACCCAAGGAACGAUUCUUGUUCACCACCGAACAGCUGAUUGACCGAAUGUGCAUGACGCUGGGUGGACGAUGUUCCGAAGAGAUCUUCUUUGGCAAGAUCACCACCGGUGCUCAGGACGAUCUGCAGAAGAUCACCAAGAUGGCUUUCGAGAUUUGCGCCAACUAUGGCUACGGUGGACAGCAGUCGCAGGGUGAACAGUUCCAGAAGCCGUUCUCAGAGGCUACCGCUCAGGCUCUGGAUCAGGCUGUCAAGAAAAUGGUCACCGACGCACACACCAAGACGAAGAAAUUGCUGACCGAAAAGAAGGCCGAGGUCGAACAGGUCGCCAAACUGCUGUUGGAAAAGGAGGUCAUCACGCGAGAAGACAUGAGGAACUUGCUCGGACGACGACCGUUUGCCACGGCAGACGAGAUGGACAGGUACAUCGAGAGCAAGCUUGACGACCAGAAGGCUGCCGAGGGCGCGACGACGACUGGCUCGACGACCCCGGCUGCUGGAGAGCCUCUGCUCGCUGCCAAGGAGGUCACAUUAUGAGCCCCCGUUGUCUUGGUCAGAGUCGCGUAGCGUGGGUUCCCGGGAAGCUUUAAUAAUGUAUCAUAACUCGCACAAGCAAACAGACACCGCAUAAAUGUAGAUGACAUGAAAUCCGAUUCGUUCAAUUCGACGGGAGCAGCGAACAGAAG